This is a messenger RNA of Sabethes cyaneus, 2881 nucleotides long. It is a transcript of the gene wap, whose product is annotated as DDB1- and CUL4-associated factor 7. Gene Ontology annotation, molecular function: protein binding. Lineage: Eukaryota; Metazoa; Arthropoda; Insecta; Diptera; Culicidae. The coding region runs from base 812 to 1846 and encodes 344 amino acids. The transcript is spliced from 3 exons. The record is from RefSeq and is a predicted model, not a curated record. Gene Ontology annotation, cellular component: nucleus.
CAUUGACGGUCGUCGGUCGCGUCUGGGAGAAAAGUUUUUCUCCGUCGUCGAAAGUUUGCAUUUUCCGAAUACAUACCAGAAAAAAAAGUGCAUUUCCUUCUGUGGAAAACCCAACCCGGUGAAUGUGUGAUGUAUAUUGGCUCUUUGUUAGAAGAAUAUCUACGUAAUUAUUAUUUGCUGCCGUAUUAAGAAGUUCAGUGAAACCAAAUCGCUCCGAACCGAAAAGGUGCGUCACUACACUACCCCCGAUCGACCAAUGGUUGAAUUGGUUGAAGGACUAAAAUCGUAGAGCUGUGUGCUGUGGAGGAAUUACCGGAAGCGGUUCGGUGAGGACAACCACGAAAACAGCGUAGCUGUUUUUCGGUUUCACUUUUACGUCGCGAAAAUUGAUUGGCGGAAGACGACGUCUGGCUGCAGUGCAGGGGGCUGUCGUCAUCGAUAGAAGCGGAGAGAAAGAAGCAAAAAAAAAAAACAGUGCCAGGUCGUGACACUGUUUCUGCGUCUUCCACCACCACUAUUGGCUGUCUGCUUUUGUUUUUGUUGGUGUUCUUUUGGGUUUCGGUCGUCGUAAGGUACUCUAUACAAGACAGAAGACACAGCAGGCCAAGCGGAAAAGAGGAGGUUCCCCGGAUAAAAAUAGUUUGGCGGGAGUCAACCGGAUAUUCCCAGUAACUCCCAGCAGCAGUAUCAGCAUCUGCAGCUGCCUUUCGGAGCGCGACUUGAGGUGGACAGCAGAAGACGCCGUUCGCCCGGUGCCUUUCCUCGGUACGAGCUUAGUGCUGCUGCAGCAGCAUCAACAGCAAGCGUCAGAAUGUCGGGAACAACGGGAAAGCGUAAGGAAAUCUACAAAUAUUUGGCCCCAUGGCCGCUGUACUCGAUGAACUGGUCGGUCCGGCCGGAUAAACGCUUCCGGUUGGCGCUCGGCAGCUUCGUCGAGGAGUACAACAACAAAGUGCAGAUUAUCAGCCUGGAUGAGGACACCAGCGAGUUCAGUGCCAAAAGCACAUUCGAUCACCCGUACCCGACGACCAAAAUCAUGUGGAUUCCGGACUCGAAGGGUGUCUUCCCGGAUCUGCUGGCCACCAGCGGAGAUUACUUGCGGGUUUGGCGUGCCGGAGAACCGGACACCCGCCUGGAGUGUGUGCUUAACAACAACAAAAACAGUGACUUCUGUGCCCCGCUAACCUCGUUCGAUUGGAACGAGGUCGAUCCGAACCUGGUUGGGACGUCGUCGAUCGAUACGACCUGCACCAUUUGGGGUCUGGAAACGGGCCAACCGCUGGGACGGAUCAACCUGGUUUCCGGUCACGUUAAGACGCAGCUGAUUGCCCAUGACAAGGAAGUGUACGACAUUGCGUUUUCACGCGCCGGUGGCGGACGAGACAUGUUUGCCUCGGUUGGUGCCGAUGGGAGCGUUCGGAUGUUUGAUCUGCGCCAUCUGGAGCAUUCAACCAUCAUCUACGAGGAUCCGGCGCACACACCGCUGCUCCGGCUGGCCUGGAACAAACAGGAUCCCAACUAUCUGGCUACGGUGGCGAUGGAUUCGUGUGAGGUAAUUAUUCUGGAUGUACGAGUUCCCUGCACACCGGUUGCCCGCUUAAGCAAUCACCGGGCGUGCGUGAACGGGAUUGCUUGGGCUCCGCACAGCUCAUGCCACAUUUGUACGGCCGGCGACGAUCAUCAGGCACUAAUCUGGGACAUCCAGCAGAUGCCGCGACCGAUCGAAGACCCAAUACUGGCGUACACGGCUGCCGAAGGCGAAGUUAAUCAGAUUCAGUGGGGUGCCACGCAGCCCGACUGGAUCGCUAUCUGCUACAAGACAGCCUGCGAAAUUUUGCGGGUUUAAGGUGGCCGUAGGAAGACAUCGUACUAAUCAUUCAUCUUCUUGCUAUUGUACAUACUAAGACUGACUUGGGUUUUUCACUAGGCAAUAGUAAAACAACAUUAAUUUCGGGGUAGCUUCCAUACACACACUAGUCGCACUUUCUUCACAAAUUUUUUUGUCAAUCUUAAAAGUCGAUGUUGUAAUCUCCCCUCGGUUUUUGAUUGUACAUAUCGCUAUACCUAAUUUAUUCCGACUUCCGAAACCGAAUCCGACAAACAGUCGCUCACCAUUGCAUCAUGGCGGCGAACGAAAAAAAAAGCCUGAAUCUAAAGAUAACGAAGCAAGCGGCGACCUAUCGCCAUCGCCACUGUUAACAACAACACGAACGGAACGGAACGGAAGACUGCGGUUUGGACCUCUGCUUUUGCUCUCACGCCACACGCUAGUAGUGAGUGAUUACCGACCGACCGACCGACCGAUUAUUUUUCCUCCCCCGCGCUUGUGAGGCUAACCCAACACAGCAGCGGAAGCAUUUAGUAGCGGCCUAUCAUAGCCAGUUUAGCAACAAAACAAAACAAAAAACAACAGUAACAAAAAAAAAUAAACGGAAACAGUUUUGUGUUCAUGCAUCGGUCUAACGAGAGAGAGAUAGAGAUAGCGAGAGUUGUCCAGUUAUGCUUUCUGUUUGUUUUGCUUCCUUUUUAUCACGAUAGGUUUGAGAAGAACCAAUUUAAAAGCAAACAAUCUAAUAAUCUAAACCGAAAAACUAGUUUUAAGCUAGCUUGUAGUGCUAAUGUGACGAUUAACAAAACAAAACAAAACAAAAAAACAGUAGUAAUCUAGCAAUGAAGUGAACAGUUUUUAACUGUGUUUAUAAUAAUUUGUGAAUUGGUGUAGAACACUAAUUACUUAAUCUUCUAUAAUUCUAUGUACACAUAGAUAUACAAACAAACGGAAUCGGAAUAGUAAUCCAUCCUCCCCCUUGCGGGGGAGAGGAGUCGUAUGAGAUGCAUGCUGAACUUUUUUGUAAUUUAUCAUUUUACUAGGCCCAUAAUA